GGAGGUGGUGGGGAGGGGGGGCAGGAGGAGGAGGGGGGAACGAGCGGACGGUGAGCGGGGAGCGGGAGGAGGCGCGGAGGUGACGUGCAGAGCGUGCAGGCCAGGCUUCUACAGCUCCGGGGGGCCCGGGGGAGACGGGGGGCGAGCGGGCUGCCUGCGCUGCCCCCCAAUGAGCCACUCGGCGCAGCGGGGGGCCAGCUCGUGCGAGUGCAGCGCGGGGUUCCACAGAGCCCCCCACGAAGCGGCUUCCACGCCGUGCACACGCCCCCCGUCGUCUCCCCGUGACCUCGUGUCGCGGGUCAACGGGACGUCCGUGUGGCUCUCGUGGUCGCCCCCCGCCGACCUCGGGGGCCGCUCUGACCUCUCCUACUCGCUGGAGUGCCUCCGCUGUGGCACCCCCCCUCCUGCCCCCCCUCCUGCCCCCCCUCAGCAACAGCUUCUCACACUCAGAUUCACGCAGAAUUUCCAGCAGCAGCAGCAGCAGCUGCAGCCUCUCCGGGUCUCUCCGGACAACUGGAACGCCAGCGGCACCGGCACCGGCGGCACCGGCGUCAUUCGGGAUUCCUUGGGACUCCGGAUCCGGAACCGCCUCUUCCCGGCGCAGUUCCGUGCCCAGGAUCCUGUCGGAGUUUUCCCGGAGUUCCGGGCGGACGUCUCGGAGCCGGAGCGCCGCGAUCCUCCGCCGCUGCCGUCGAGACGACGCCCCCCGGGCCCCCAACCUCGCCUCUCGCCGGCGCGACCCCAGCGCUUCCCAGAGCCCGCCGGGGCGGCGCGGAGAGCGCGCCGCUCCGUGCGCCCGCGGCCGGGGCCGGGAACUCCGCCGGAGCCGCCCGGCGCUCCCGGCGGGGACGGCGGCUGCGUGCCGUGCGGGUCGCCCGAUCCCAUUUUCGAGCCGGCCCGGGAGGGCCUCGUCCGCCCCGAGGCGGCCGUGCGGGGCCUGGCGCCGCACACGGGAUACACGCUGCGCGUGCGCGCCGCCAACGGCGUCUCGGGCGCCGCCAACGCCGCGGCGGGGCCCUUCGUGUCGGUCAGCGUCACCACCAACCAGGCCGCGCCGUCGCGCGUGCCCUCGGUGCGCAAGGAGUCGAGCACCAGGGACUCCAUCUCCGUCUCGUGGGAGCGGCCGCUCCAGCCCAACGGACUCAUCCUCGACUACGAGCUCGCUGUGUCCGAGAAGGGCAGGCCCAACGUGACGGUGAUGUCCGUGCCGACGGCCCGCGCCGUGGUCCGGGGCCUGCGUGCCGGGCGGCGCUACGAGAUCUCGGUGAGGGCCCGCACCGUGGCCGGCUUCGGGGCCUUCAGCCUCCCCGUCGAGUUCACCACGGCCCCCGGCGGCGCCUCCCACGCCGUGGCCACGGCGGGGGGCCACGUGACGGUGGCCGGCGUGACGGUGGCCACCGUGGUGACGGCCGUGCUGCUACUGGCCGCUGGACUGCUGAUCACUCGCAGGCGCUGUGGGUACAGCAAGGCCAAGCAGGAUGAUGAGAAGCAGCAGUUCGAGAACGGGCACGCGAUGCUGCCUGGUGUCAGGUCCUACGUGGACCCCCACGCGUACGAGGACCCCAGCCUGGCGGUGCGCGAGUUCGCCAAGGAGAUCGCUCCCUCGGCCAUCAAGAUCGAGAAGGUCAUUGGUGGCGGGGAGUUUGGCGAGGUGUGCCUGGGCCGUCUGCGCUGCGCCGUGGGGGGGGCCGGCGGCGCGGGGGGGGGCGGGGGGCUGCUGGGGGGCCGCAGGGAGACCUGCGUGGCCAUCAAGACGCUGCGGCCCGGAUACUCGGAGCAGCAGCGGCGCGACUUCCUGGCGGAGGCCAGCAUCAUGGGGCAGUUCGAGCACGGCAACGUGAUCCAGCUGCGCGGGGUCGUCACCAAGAGUAAACCGCUCAUGAUCGUCACAGAGUUCAUGGAGAACGGCUCACUCGACUCCUUCCUCAGAAGGAACGACGGGCGCUUUGCGGUGAUGCAGCUGGUGGGCAUGCUGCGUGGCGUGGCGGCCGGCAUGCGCUACCUGGCCGACACCGGCUACGUCCACCGCGACCUGGCCGCCAGGAACGUCCUCGUCAGCGCCGGCCUCGUGUGCAAGGUCUCCGACUUUGGGCUCUCGCGCGUGCUGGAGGACGACUCGCACGCCACCUACACCACCGUGCAGGGGGGUAAGAUCCCGAUCCGCUGGACGGCUCCCGAGGCGAUAGUGCUGCGCACGUUCACGUGGGCGAGCGACGUGUGGAGCUACGGCGUCGUCAUGUGGGAGGUGAUGUCCUACGGGGAGCGGCCCUACUGGGACAUGAGCAACCAGGACGUGAUGAAGUCGAUCGAGGAGGGCUACCGUCUGCCGGCGCCCAUGGACUGCCCCGCCGCGCUCCACCAGCUCAUGCUCGACUGCUGGCAGAAGGCCUGCGCCGACCGGCCCAAGUUCGGCCACAUCCUCUCCCUUCUUGACCGCCUCAUCCGCAACCCCAACAGCCUCAAGAUCCUGGCCAACGCCACCACUAGGCCACACAACCCGUUCUACGACCAGCACGCGCCGGGCUGUACCGCCUUCUCAUCGGUGGGCGAGUGGCUGGACGCCAUCAAGAUGGGGCAGUACAAGGAGCGCUUCACCCGCGCCGGAUACAGCUCGCUCGACGCAGUCGCCCGCAUGACCAUCGACGACAUCCGGCGGACGGGCAUCACGCUGGUGGGACACCAGAAGAAGAUCACAAACAGCAUCCAGUCGAUGAGGGCCCAGCUGAUGCACGUGGACAACACGGAGGUCAAAGUUUAAACGCAACGACCGAGCGUGGUGACCACCGCGGCCACAACGGCCCCAAACGUCGGCACGUGCUCCGGAUCCGUUUGUCGGCCCAACGUUUUGACCAACGUUAGGUCCAACGUCGCAGCAAUGUCUGGCACCGACGUUGGCCCAACGCCGCCACCGAACGUUUGGCUCCGACGUUUCCAGUGUUGCGUGUGCCAUCGGUCGGCUUGUGGUGUGAAGGUGCGGCCCUGCCCCAAACUCCCUUGCUCAGGGCGCGGGCUGGCGGAAGGCGCCCCAACUCGCUCCCCCCCCCCCCACUGCCCCACACCCCCCCCCAUCUCCUCACAGGGCGCAUCGUUUAAACGUGCGAGUGAGGGGCAAAGGGACCGUAAUGGUUUGGGAAGCGCUUCUGCCGGGCUUUUGGUCACUUCACCAACGAGACUUUACUUUGGCCUACUCCAUGUUGGCCACAACGUGUCACGGAAGAGCCGGGAGUUUACCCUCGCUUUAGAUGACCGCCGGCUAGCCACUCGCCCGCCCACCCGCCCGCCCGUCCGCCCGCACGCUCGCAUGCCCGCACGUCCGCGUGUGCUCGCGGGUGGACACGAUCGGCUGGAUUUAGGGAUAGAAACUCGCACCGUUGGUUUGCGACCAUGGUUCGAUUCCAUCUCCUGGCGCAACGCACCAGAUUGCUAACCACCACACCUGUGCCACAUUGGCCGCCUCCGAUACGAGCGGCGGAGGAGGUCACAUUUGGACGGGGUUUGUGCCGAUAUGGGGGGCUCGGUGGAACGCCAAUUGAAAAUGUUUUGAUAGUAGCCGCCAUAUUGGGGCACUUGCAGGGCGGCCAUUGAAAAUGGCGGCCAAAGGAGAAAAAAAUGGCUGCCAAAGGAGAAAAAAAAAUGGCGGCCUGGAACAAAAUGGCGGCCAGCGGCCAUUGGAGGAUUCGCCCGUACCUCUCCCGCGCUCACCGCCGCUGUGGGUGGUCGCUCUGUUGAGCCUGUGUCUUGCUCCGGUCUGCGGCACUCGAGUCUACGGCAUUGGGAGUGCCGGCCUUAACUCUGCAAUAGGGACCGUGCGCGCGUGUACGUGUGUAUGUGUGUAUGUGUGCGUAUAGGUGUAGGUGUGCGUGUGUCUAGUGAUGUAGUGGUGAGGGGUAGUGCAACGCUUAGCGCGCUGCACUACGAACCCGGCUCACGGUCAACACCGGUGACGGUUAUCUGAUUGGGUCCUGGGCCUCCUCGAGGUCGACUCAGCCUCAAAUGAGUACCUGGUACGGUGUGUAGUAAGCAUUGCCACUGGGGAGACAAAGUCGGCCGGGUGUGGUGUUGGCCACCCACCCCCUCGUGUGCCGUGCCGGCCUUCAGAGGUGCUCGCUAACAGCACUUGCCCCAACGGUCUGGUAAAGGCUUUCGGGUGGGAUUCUUGUCUUUGUAUAGCAAUAUAGUGGGGAGUGGUGGCGCAGCGGUUAGCGCGCCGCGCCACAAUGCCCGGCGACGCCGAGUCCAAUUCCCGCUCACGACCGACAACAGUGGCAGCGACAACUUGAAUCGGUGCUGGGCGCCCGUCCCCUAGGUCGACUCAGCCUCAUGAAUGAGUGCCUCGUGCGGUGUGCAGUAAGCAUCAGCAUUGGGGGAGACAAAGGCGGCCGGGCGCGCGUGGUGCUGGCCACGCCAGACCUUCAUAGGUGUGCCGUGCCGGCCUUCGUGGGUGCUGCUCGCUGACAGCACUUGGCCCAACAGCCUGGUAAAGGCUACACGGGGGGCCUUUGUCUUUUUUGUAUUGCAAUGUGCUUUGUAUCGCGAUGGUGAUGCUGUUGCUGCUGUUGUGACGAUGAUAAUGUUGCUGCUGUGGUUGUGACAACGGCGAUGAUGAUGCUGUUGUCGUUGUUGUGACGACGAUGACGAUGCUGUCGUUGUUGUGAUGACGGUGAUGCUGCUGCUGGUGUCGUUGUGACGACGAUGAUGAUGCUGUCGACGUUGUCGUGACGACGGCGAUGCUGCUGAUGUUGCGACGAGGGCGAUGCUGCUGCGCAGUUUUUAAAACUGGGAGGGCGACCGACCGCCCCCCCCCCCCCACUGCCCGCCCCCCCCUCGAGUC
Messenger RNA from Lethenteron reissneri (Far Eastern brook lamprey), 4831 nucleotides. Its product is annotated as ephrin type-A receptor 7-like. NCBI's taxonomy places the organism in Eukaryota, Metazoa, Chordata, Hyperoartia, Petromyzontiformes, Petromyzontidae. The record is from RefSeq and is a predicted model, not a curated record. Gene Ontology annotation, molecular function: ATP binding; protein binding; transmembrane-ephrin receptor activity. Gene Ontology annotation, biological process: ephrin receptor signaling pathway; axon guidance; protein phosphorylation. Gene Ontology annotation, cellular component: dendrite; plasma membrane.